UUAAAAUAAAAUUUAUUAAAAGGAAAUGACCGAGUAUUAACCAUAAACAAUUGUUUAAUAGCCUGCUCUUUACGUAGCACCUCAAACAUUAGCAGGUUAGCCUUAAUUCGUUAGACCCAUAGUAUUGGGAAGUUCAAUUAACUAAUAAUAAAUGAUAACAAAUUAGAAUUUGAGUCAAAGUGGAUUAUAUUAAGGAGGUGGAAUUUUAGUUAAUCAACCAGUUUUAGGUGCAUCCGCGAUAAGUUCUAACAUAGUCUCUGUAAAUAAUGGAUUUAAUAUAGACUGGAUAAGCUGUCAAAGGAGAGUCAAGAAUUGAGUACAUUCCUUAUGAAAAGACUAUUAUGGAAUAUGAGGAAGUGCGAAGAUAAAUUCAGGUGCCAGUAACAAGAUAAAUUACUGAAUACCAAGCUAUUUAAUAUGAAACUGAAUAUAUUCCUUAAGUGAUAUAAGAAAAAGUGAUUGAAUACGUGCCAGUAGAAAAGGUUGCAGAAAGAGUAGAAUACUAAACUGUUACAAGAUAAAAUAUGUUAUAAGUAAUCUGUUUCUAUUAAAAUUAGAACACUGUACAACAAGUGCAGUAAACGUAAUUUUAACCAGUUGUGACAACCCAAACAUACUAAACAGCCACUCCGAUUGUCUAAACUGUCUAAUAACCAAUAGUCACAGAAGUAACUAAACCAGUUGUCUAGUAAUAAAUCAUCUAGAAUGUUCCUUAAACUCAAUAUACAACAUAUCAAUAGCCAAUCACUACCUAAUAUAUUUAGCAACCUCUCCCCGUUUAAAAAGCGAUACCAGUCCCAGUCCAUUAAACAUCAAGUCCAAGAGUUAGAUAAGCGUCUCAAAUUGUAUAAGCUCCUGCUCCAAUAACUACAACUUAUCCCUAAACCCCAGUUCUUUACCAAGCAUCUCAAACUAGAGUGGGUGCUCCUGUCAUCUAAACAUAACCUUUAGUCUAUGGUUAUCAACCUUAAGGACAAUAAUUAAUUGCCUAAUAAGGAUAUGUCCAACAACCUAAUCAGGCUCCUACUUAACCUCCUUAAAUUAGUCAACUACCAUAGUAGCAAUAAGCUAGCCAAGUCCCACCAACUCUAGUAACUUAGAUUAUUAAAUUAGCCACUGUAAUAACAACCACAAUAACAAAAGCCAUAAUAACAAUAACCAGUCGCCAACCAACAACAAUAGAAAUAGGAUAAAGGAUUUUUGGCCAAAUUAUUCGAUUGAAAAUAUAUCAUAGUGC
Paramecium octaurelia is the source of this 1237-nucleotide messenger RNA. NCBI's taxonomy places the organism in Eukaryota, Ciliophora, Oligohymenophorea, Peniculida, Parameciidae. The record is from the annotation of a GenBank genome assembly.